Molecule: messenger RNA, 1935 nt
Organism: Quercus lobata
Lineage: Eukaryota; Viridiplantae; Streptophyta; Magnoliopsida; Fagales; Fagaceae
Product: lipid transporter
Exons: 15
Coding region: 50-1606 (518 amino acids)
Biological process (GO): glycolipid translocation; dolichol-linked oligosaccharide biosynthetic process
Cellular component (GO): endoplasmic reticulum membrane
Source: RefSeq, a predicted model, not a curated record
UUUAACCAAAAAAUCAAAAAUCUCAGAGAAGUCAAAGGCCUCUUUCACAAUGGUCAAAGACAAAGAUCCUACCAAUUUCUCUCGCACUUUCAAAUACUUACUCGCUACGCAGUUCUUGUCUAGAGGAAUUCCAUUUGUGUUCAAUUCAUGGAUCGUGAGGCAUCUCACAGAAUCCGACUACGCGCUUUACGCGGUUCAAUUCCAUCUUUUCGUUACCUGCAUCUUGUUUCUAAGUCGCGAGGGGUUCCGGCGAGCUUGCCUGCGUGCAGACAUGAAAUGUGAUGGCACAUCAUUGGAAGGAAACACAGUGAAGCUAAUGAAAGUUGCUUGGAUGACUCUCCCACUUGGAAUAGUUAUUACAAUAGCAGCCUGUUUUUUUGUCUUCUGGUGGCAAAAUAUAAGUUAUUCCAACCCAUAUGCACAGGCUAUCUUGAUUAAUGGUUGUGCUUGUUUACUUGAGCUAUUAGCCGAGCCAUUAUAUAUCCUUUCUCAGAACUUGCUUCUGCUUAAAUUGCGGUUGAUCGUUGAAGCUGCAGCCACACUUUCGCGGUGCUUAACUAUGUAUAUCCUCAUUGUCAAUCAAACUGACAUGGAGAAAGGGAUUGUAUUUGCAUUGUCACAGACUGCAUAUGGGGCUUGCUUGUUCCUAGGCUAUUGGGGCUAUUUUCUUCUUUUUCGUGCCUUUAGAAGUUCUGAUCUUUUCCCGUUUAGGGCAGGAAAUUUGAAGGAUUAUGACAGGCAGCUGUCAAACAUGUGUUUUUUGUUUACCCUUCAGUCCUUGCGGAAGUUGAUCCUUCAAGAAGGAGAAAAGCUUGUACUUGUGUGGCUAGAUACACCAUAUAAUCAAGCUGUGUAUGGACUUGUAGACAAACUAGGAAGCUUAGUGGUAAGGUUGGUGUUUCUUCCUUUUGAAGAAAGUUCAUAUGCUACCUUUGCAAGGUCUGCGUCAGGACAACAUCCAGAUAGAAGCAGGAGGUUGGGAAAUUGCCUUGCAGAGGCCCUGAAGUUAGUUCUGUUAAUUGGGCUUGUAUUUAUGGCAUUUGGACCAAGUUAUUCUUAUUCUCUCAUCAGAUUAUUGUAUGGUCAGAAAUGGAGUGAUGGCGAAGCAUCAACAGCCCUCCGGUAUUAUUGUGUUUAUAUCAUUGUUUUGGCUAUGAACGGAACUUCUGAAGCAUUUCUACACGCCGUUGCAACUGAGAACCAACUCAAACGCUCAAAUGAUUCAUUACUUGUAUUCUCGGUGAUUUAUAUAGUACUGAAUGUCCUGCUGAUACGAUCAGCCGGUGCAGUUGGCUUAAUAUUGGCAAAUUCUUUAAAUAUGGUUUUGAGGAUUAUAUACUCCACUCUGUUCAUAAAGCGUUAUUUCCAGGAUUCUUCAUUUUCCUUUUCCAGCUGCUUGCCUUCAGGAUGGAAAGUUCUAUUGUUUUCAGGUGUAACUACUCUCAUUUCUGAGAAGAUAUUUUUGGAUCGUAAAAAUUUCUGGCCAACAUUUUUCAUUCAUUUUUCAAUUGGGUUGGCUUGCUUCUGUGUGUCAUCUUUUGUCAUCUAUCGCCGUGAGAAGCCUUUCAUCAACAAAAUUAUCCGUUUUCGUGAUCAUUCGGAUUGAAGAACUGACAUUUGCCCAACAAAUCUGGAGCAAAAACAACAGAGAGUUAAAGCCAAAUUCAAGAACAUAUUUUUUAAUGAAAACUUCAGAAAUCAGUUUUGGAAGAAGCAAUAUGAGCAAGAGCUACCGCAUUGAAAAGCUUUGGGGGCGUAAUCUUUAUUUUGAUGGUGAUUCUUUGUUUUCAUUUUAUAUUUAAAGCAACACCAUUUUGGCUGUGGUGCUAGGAAACUUUUGUAAAAUUUGGAUGUAGGAUAUCCAUGGUUUUAAAUACUAGUUUCUCUUUAGGAAAUUAGGAAUGGCAAUGGAUUGAGUUUGGUUUUAAAUAUUAA